This is a messenger RNA of Oncorhynchus keta (chum salmon), 1577 nucleotides long. RefSeq names its product protein canopy-1-like. The record is from RefSeq and is a predicted model, not a curated record. NCBI's taxonomy places the organism in Eukaryota, Metazoa, Chordata, Actinopteri, Salmoniformes, Salmonidae. The transcript has 7 exons. Bases 262 to 819 code for a protein of 185 amino acids. Gene Ontology annotation, cellular component: endoplasmic reticulum.
GCAACUAGACGCCGAUGUUCUCAGCAUGUUAAUUCAAGAGGCAGCGUUCAGUCAUUGGCUAUAAUAUGCUGAGUUUACACAAUACUAUUGGCUCACUCAGAUGUCAUUGUUGUUUCCUAGCUGAACGUGGCAACUCCUGGAACAAGCAUAAUCCACAACGUUGUCUCAGGGGUCUGAAGUCCGAAUUCACCGAUAUAGCCCACCGUGCUGAAAAGUUGUUCCCCAUUCUCACUCACCUGACCGUUGAAACAGGCAACAAAUAUGGCAUCAUGGAUUAUACAAAUUGCCUUGAUGGCAAUGAGUAUCUUAAUCAAAACUACAGAAGGGAAAAAAGACAAGGUGCUGUAUUGUUCAGCAUGCAGGGCUAUUGUUGAUGAGCUCAAUUAUUCAAUCAGUCAGAUUGAUCCGAAGAAGACCAUCAAUGUGGGAGCCUUCAGACUCAAGCCUGAUGGGAGCCUGACUGAUAAAAAGGUCCCUCUUGCUAGAUCUGAGACCAACUUGAGUGAGCUUCUGGAUGGAGUUUGUGGUAGCAUGAGUGACUAUGCUCUUCAUGUGGACCCAGACACCAAGAAAAAGCAAUACAAAAGAUUUGCUCCAAGAAGUUCUGAUGCCGGGGAUUUUCCUGAUUUUAACAAUUUCAAGUUUGAUGGCCCAGAGGGAUCCAAUGCCCUACAAUUUGCGUGUGAAAGCAUUGUGGAGGAAUUUGAAGAUGAUAUCAUCUCUCUUUUUGCCAAAGAGACAGACCAUGUGGUCGACAAGUUAUGCAAUGAAGUAUCAGAUCACUGUAAAGGCACAAAAUUCCAGAGUGACGAACUAUAGUUUUACAUGCGUCUCUGCUGCGGGUGAUUGGACCAGUUUAGAUAUAUAUAUUUCAAAUGAAGAAAUAAUGCUUCAAGGAUAUUGUAUCAAUCAAGUUGCAUUCUUUUAAAUAAAGUUUUCUAUUUUAAAUGGGGAUGCUCGUAUAAUGUUGUCAGAUACACAGAAUUGUAUCAUGAGAUAGAAAGUCAGGUUUGUUUCUUUAGGUAAUCCUAGUAGGCCUAAUUUCUUAAAAAUGCAGGAAGAAGUGGCACUCAAAAUAAUAACAUGGGUGUAAAUAGUGUAAAAAAUGAAAAAGCUAAGUUUGAAUGUGCUGUACUCAGCUGUUAGAGACUGAGGAGGCCGCCAUGUCAAAAAAAGAUGGCGUGGCAACCUACAGACAAUGUCAAAGUGAGCUGGAUCAGCAAUUUUUGUCUAUUUAGCUAAACAGUUCUAGAAUUGUUUGUAAUGUUAUAGAAUUCCGACUGUCUUGAUUAUCCAGACCUGUUCUUGGUCCAGAAGUCAACCGUUGGAGAUGGUGGAUUUCUGCAUGGCAGAUUGCAUUUGAUUUGCACGAGGAAUUCUUAGAUGAAGGAGGGAGUUGAUUCUUGAUUUUGAAAUGGGCAGUCACUUCACUUUCAUCUGCAACAAUUGAAUUCGUUGUGGUAUCAUUUUAAACCUUUGUGAGCUUUAAAAUCUGUGCGAGUAUGUCAAAUGUUAUAACAAUUUAUCCUAAAAAAUGUAUCCUCCCGCAAAAAAUACACCUGUUUUGCUUGAUCUUA